AUGGCGCCCUCAUUCCCCAAGAAGAAGUGCGGUGUCCUCGGCGCCACCGGCUCUGUUGGCCAGCGCUUUAUCCUGCUGUUGGCUGAUCACCCCUUCCUGGAACUGCACGCCGUUGGUGCCUCUGAGCGCAACGCCGGCAAGAAGUACAAGGAUGCCGUGCGCUGGAAGCAGGCGUCCUCUAUGUCUGCGGACAUGGGCAACCUUGUUCUACGAGAAUGCCGAGCUGCUAACUUCAGCGAUUGUGAUCUGGUGUUCUCCGGAUUGAACAGCGAUAUUGCUGGCGAGACUGAGAUGGAAUUCAUCAAGGCUGAAAUCGCUGUUUUCUCCAACGCUAAGAACUAUCGCAAGGAUCCCAUCGUUCCUCUGGUGGUCCCCACUGUGAACCCUUCCCACAUGGAUUUGAUCCCUCACCAGCGCAAGCACUUCGGCCUGAAGAAGGGCUUCCUGGUCUGCAACUCUAACUGUGCUGUUAUUGGUAUCGUCAUUCCAUUUGCCGCCCUCCAAGCCAAGUUCGGCCCUGUCGAGGAGGUUGAGGUCUUCACCGAACAGGCCAUCUCCGGUGCUGGUUACCCCGGCGUGCCCAGCAUGGACAUUGUCGAUAACGUGAUCCCCUUCAUCAGUGGCGAGGAAGACAAGUUGGAGAACGAGGCCCAGAAGAUUCUCGGUGCCCUUAACACUGACGCCACUGCUUUCGAUGAGCAGACCGGUCUGCGUAUCGGUGCUACCUGCACUCGUGUCGGCGUCACUGAUGGUCACAUGGCCUUCGUCUCGCUCCGUUUCAAGAACCGCCCUGCGCCUAGCGAGGAGCAGGUUGUGCAGGCUCUGCGGGAGUACCAGUCCGAGGCCCAGAAGCUCGGCGCUCCCUCUGCUCCCGAAGCCGCCAUCAAGGUGUUCGAUGAGCCUGAUCGCCCUCAGCCCCGCCUGGACCGUGAUAUCUCCAGGGGAUACACUGUCAGUGUUGGACGUGUUCGUGAGGGUCAGCAGGGUGGCUACUUCGAUAUCCGAUUUGCGGCUCUCUCUCACAACACUGUGCUGGGUGCUGCUGGCUCAUCCAUCCUCAACGCUGAAGUUGCGGUCAUCAAGGGAUAUAUUUAA
Messenger RNA from Penicillium waksmanii, 1095 nucleotides. RefSeq names its product aspartate-semialdehyde dehydrogenase family protein. NCBI's taxonomy places the organism in Eukaryota, Fungi, Ascomycota, Eurotiomycetes, Eurotiales, Aspergillaceae. Gene Ontology annotation, biological process: L-threonine biosynthetic process. Gene Ontology annotation, molecular function: aspartate-semialdehyde dehydrogenase (NADP+) activity; NAD binding; protein dimerization activity. The record is from RefSeq and is a predicted model, not a curated record. The transcript has 3 exons. Bases 1 to 1095 code for a protein of 364 amino acids.